CUUAUAUAAAGAGCGAUGUGUAAUACACGUGAGAUACAUGCCGUCAAGCCAUGACACGUUAAUUUAUAUACAUAGUUCAUUAAGUUAUUUUCUCCUAGAACUGCUAUUAUCUUCGAAAUAUAAAGAUGAAAGUGUGUAAAAAACUGUAAUCUAAAUAAACGUAUAAUAACUUAACUAUUGUAAAGAGAAGAAAAAUGUUAGACUUUGGUGUAUAAUCAAAGUUUAUAGUGAAGUGUUAUGAAUAACAAGUUUCAAACUUUGAAGUGCAUUAGAAAAUUAUAGAAAAUAUUUUUUUUAAUAUGUAUAGGCAUAUUCUCGCGAUCGAACAACGUAUUUUACAAUGUAAACAUAAUUACGUAAAAGUCAGCAUUAAAAAUGUGGCGCAGCAGUCUGGCAAAUUGAAAGAAUAUGAAGGUCGGAAACUUAUCGGGUUUUCAAUGGAACAAAUUUACACUGUGGUAGCAGAUGUAGAGAAUUAUAAGAAAUUUGUACCUUUUUGUAAGAAGUCAGACAUUAUUUAUAAAAAAGAAAAUUUUCUCAAAGCUAAUCUAGUUAUAGGAUUUCCUCCGCUUACUGAAAGCUAUACUUCUGAAGUAUCAAUGGUACCUUCUCGUCUUGUUAAAGCAGAUUGUACUGAUGGUAUAUUAUUUGAUCAUUUGAAAACAUUAUGGAUUUUUAGUCCAGGUUUAAAAAAUAAUGCAAAUACAUGUGUAAUAGAUUUUUCUUUAUCAUUUGAAUUUAAGUCAAUCAUUCAUUCUCAUAUGUCUAAUUUGUUUUUUAAUGAAAUUGUAAGACAAAUGGAAAAUGCUUUUGUUCAAGAGGCAGAAAGGAGAUAUGGUAAACCAUGCUUGAAAACAGUACGAUUAGAAAGAUGACGAAAAUAAGACAUUUAAUGUAUACUCAUUGAUAAUUAUAACAAUUGAAAGAA
Messenger RNA from Vespula pensylvanica (western yellowjacket), 928 nucleotides. RefSeq names its product coenzyme Q-binding protein COQ10 homolog B, mitochondrial. Gene Ontology annotation, biological process: ubiquinone biosynthetic process; cellular respiration. Gene Ontology annotation, molecular function: ubiquinone binding. Lineage: Eukaryota; Metazoa; Arthropoda; Insecta; Hymenoptera; Vespidae. Gene Ontology annotation, cellular component: mitochondrion. The transcript is spliced from 3 exons. The record is from RefSeq and is a predicted model, not a curated record. The coding region runs from base 300 to 875 and encodes 191 amino acids.